This is a messenger RNA of Folsomia candida, 2249 nucleotides long. RefSeq names its product UDP-N-acetylglucosamine--dolichyl-phosphate N-acetylglucosaminephosphotransferase (gene Alg7). The record is from RefSeq and is a predicted model, not a curated record. Gene Ontology annotation, biological process: dolichol-linked oligosaccharide biosynthetic process; protein N-linked glycosylation. Gene Ontology annotation, cellular component: membrane. Gene Ontology annotation, molecular function: UDP-N-acetylglucosamine-dolichyl-phosphate N-acetylglucosaminephosphotransferase activity. NCBI's taxonomy places the organism in Eukaryota, Metazoa, Arthropoda, Collembola, Entomobryomorpha, Isotomidae. The transcript is spliced from 13 exons. The coding region runs from base 314 to 1525 and encodes 403 amino acids.
CUGGCUGGACGGCUGGAAGAACUCGGAUUUGCUUUCUUGCUGCUUUGCUUAUUAGAAAUAUGAAGUAGAAGAAAGUGGAAGAAAGUUAUUGCCAAUCUUCCUGGCUUGGACACAUCGGGCUAGCGAUUGGAAUAUAGUUUAGUAGAAUAGAAGGAGUAAGUACGUAAACUUGGAAGCUUCUAUAAGUGGUGACCUUGACAAAUAACUCCUCCGAAGUGGCCACCAGUCAGAUGUAGAAGCGAGUUUGAGAUAUCGUAGAAAGAGAGAUCCUCCUCUGUGGUGAUUAUCGGAUAAUCAUUAUCCUGUUUCCAACAUGCCGUCGGAUUUGUGGUGUUUAAUCUUUCUAAGCGUCGGUGCUUAUUUCGUCACAUGCAGACUUAUUGCAAAGUUUCGUGAUGUUUUCGUUCGGGCCAAUCUCUUUGGAAUUGAUCUGUGCAAAUCUACCGGAGCGGAAGUACCGGAAGCAGUUGGAGUUUUGUGCGGAUGUGUGUAUCUUGUAUGCAUGUUUCUGUUCAUCCCAGCGAGAUUUGGACAAGAUUUCAUUCAACAAAAGGAAAAUUUUCCCCAUCACGAGUUGGUGGAAUAUAUAACAGCAUUACUUGGAGUGACGUGCAUAUUGCUUCUUGGAUUUGCUGAUGAUGUCUUGGACGUUCCGUGGAGAGUUAAACUCCUACUUCCGGCAAUUGCAGCGCUUCCAAUCCUUCUAGUCUACUAUGCAACGUUUGACACAACGUUCGUAAUGGUCCCCAAGCCCUUGCAUCCUGUACUCGGACAAUCACUAGAUUUAGGGUGGGGGUACUAUCUCUAUAUGGGAAUGGUUGUGGUAUUUUCCACAAAUGCCAUAAACAUAUUGGCUGGGAUCAAUGGAUUAGAGUGCGGCCAGUCAGUUGUGAUUGCCAUCUCAGUUUUAAUUUUUAAUUCUGUGGAAGUCUUCAUGGGCGAAGUUUCGACACAUCCACACAUGUUCUCCAUUCACCUACUGCUGCCGUUCAUUGCCACGUCAGCCGCCCUUUUGCGCUAUAAUUGGUAUCCUGCUCAAGUUUUCGUUGGUGAUACUUUUUGCUACUUCUCAGGAAUGCUUUUUGCAACUGUGGGGAUUCUUGGGCACUUUAGCAAAACUCUGCUUUUGUUUUUUAUACCUCAGGUUAUAAAUUUUGUAUACUCAGUUCCUCAAGUCUUCCGUUUCGUUCCAUGUCCUCGACAUCGCCUGCCAAGAUACAACAAGGUGACAAAUAAUAUUGAGAUGAGCACCGUGAGGUUCAAAGAAAGCGACUUGAAGUUCCUUGGUCGGGCAUCUGUGAGUAUUCUAGAGUCUUUGGGCUUGCUUGCAGUCACCAGAAAUCUGGGAGAAAAUAAAGAUUUUAUCGAAUGUAACAAUUUCACUUUGGUGAAUUUAGUCUUGAAAUUUUUUGGCCCGAUGCACGAGCAAAGCACAACUAUCAUCAUCUUAUUGAUUCAACUCCUUUGUAGUUGUGUUGCUUUUGCCAUAAGAUAUCCUCUGGCCCGUCUAUUUUAUGAUGUUUGAUGAUGAUCGUGAUGAUAGCACCUGUGAAUAUCUAAUCGGAAACUCCUGCUUGCGUCGCAUACCAAUUGCUCUACCGCUGGGAUACACGUUAAUUUUUAGAUAGGCUUUAGUGAACCAAUAUCAAUUCGUAAUUUUGUUAAUGUAUUUUAUUGUGAAGUUUUUUUCUGACUACUUUGUUUUAAUUUUGUGUCCACUACCCUGUACAAUCAAUCGUGUAUAAUGAUGUUUACAUGAUCCUUUAUUAUUAGUGAUAUUCUGUAGAGUUGUUAUUGUGAUGCAAUUUGAGCUUUUCAAAUGCCUCUUUUCUGCUGCAAAUGCAGUUGACCUAAUGAUAAUACAUCACAAGCUUGUACCUGCUAUUUAGACCAUAUAUUUAUAUAAUGAAUGAUGCGACCAAUAAGUCACUUUCACCGAAACAACCACGGAAAACCCUUUUCUUUUGCACUUACAUAUGAAUACCAAGACUGAGCACAUUUAUUUCAAAUUAGUCCGAAAGUGGUAUUUACUGUUACCCACCCAAAGAAAUCCCAAAAAAUUAUACGUAACAUGUAUGAACUUACUUGUGUGUAUGACAAUGUUGUUUGAAUUGAAUAAUAGUUAUAUAUAUAUAUGUAUGUAUGUAUGUAUGUAAAUUAUUAUCAUAGAAUUAGUGGAGCUCAACCUGGCCCUUUGCUGCUAAACUAACUGCCAUUUAAGGACGAAUAAAUAAUAGCAAUAAUAAAUA